UGUCGUUGCUGCUGGUUCAGUGCGCGCCGGGAGCCAGGAGACUACGGGGGAGCCGAGCCGCUGGGCACCAUUGAAGUCCUAAAAGCUCAGCAAGUCUGCAAUAAAAAUGGCCACCAAUAAAUCUACGUUGCAGAAAAUGGGGAAGAAGCAGAAUGGCAAAGGCAAAAAAGUUGAAGAAGCAGAACCUGAAGAAUUUGUUGUGGAGAAAGUCUUGGAUCGCCGUGUAGUUAAUGGAAAGGUUGAAUACUUCUUGAAAUGGAAGGGAUUUACUGAUGCUGAUAAUACUUGGGAACCUGAAGAGAAUUUGGAUUGUCCAGAGUUAAUAGAAGCUUUUCUGAAUUCUCAGAAAGCUGGUAAAGAGAAGACAGAUGGUGGCAAAAGAAAAUCUCUGUCAGACAGUGAAUCUGAUGACAAUAAAUCAAAGAAGAAGAGGGACUCUAUUGAUAAACCAAGAGGAUUUGCGAGAGGUCUUGAUCCUGAGCGAAUAAUUGGAGCCACAGACAGUAGUGGGGAACUAAUGUUUCUUAUGAAAUGGAAGGACUCAGAUGAAGCGGAUUUAGUGCUGGCCAGAGAAGCUAAUGUGAAAUGUCCCCAAAUUGUAAUUGCUUUUUAUGAAGAGCGGCUAACUUGGCACUCAUGCCCAGAAGAUGAGGCACAAUAAUUGUUUGGAUUUUCUUUUUUAUAUAUGUAUAAAAAGAAUAUUAACAACUGUUUGGUUUUGACUUACCAGAAAUGUGGAAAAUGUCUGCAUUCUAAGAUGAGUUUGAUUAUUUUUAAAGUAAUGUGUUUUGCAUAAACAGAAAGAAAAAAGGGUUUGUGCUAUUUGCUUUGUUUAUUAUGGGAGAGCAUUUGAUACUGCUUCCUGCAUAUUAAGUAAAGUGUUUUAUAAAGUUAAUGGUUAAGUGACUCUUAAUGGCAGUUUGAACAAACUCACAAGUGUUUUUGUAGUUCUCUAUUUUGAUUGACAUGCAUGCAUCUUAUUCCCAACUUAGUCCUUUAUCGGUGCAAGUGGAGGUAUACUUUUUAAAGACCACUGAAGUUCAGGAUUGCACAGUAAAUCUUUAAGGCCGUUCUUUUUAGUAUUUGUGGCUACUUGGUUCUGAGAGGACCAAGUGAAAACUUUGUAGUAAGUUGAAGGUGCAGACUGUAUAUUGUUUAUUUUAUUGUAAAUACUGGUGAAUGGUGAUCAAUAAAAUACUUUUAUAUUCUUGUUCCCUCUUCACCAAACAAUGGGAAA
Molecule: messenger RNA, 1237 nt
Organism: Heteronotia binoei (common prickly gecko)
Lineage: Eukaryota; Metazoa; Chordata; Lepidosauria; Squamata; Gekkonidae
Gene: CBX3
Product: chromobox 3
Exons: 6
Coding region: 107-661 (184 amino acids)
Biological process (GO): chromatin organization; negative regulation of transcription by RNA polymerase II
Cellular component (GO): nucleus; pericentric heterochromatin
Molecular function (GO): chromatin binding
Source: RefSeq, a predicted model, not a curated record